GCAUCGGUGUUAUGAAGAAACAUAAGUGGAUGUAUGUUGUGGUCGAUGAGGGACACAAACUCAAGAAUAUCAACUGCCAGUUGUCCCGCAUUUUGAGACAAAUAAGUUCCAAGAAUCGCGUAAUACUGACGGGAACUCCACUUCACAACACUUUGGCCGAACUCUGGGCUCUUCUAAACUAUGUGUCGCCCGAUAUCUUCAAUGACUGGAAAAUCUUUGAAGACCUGUUGACCACGAACUCGAGUAAUCAGCAGAUCAUAGAACAGGAGAAACAAAAUAAGAUUAUAUCUAAAAUCCAUCAGAUUUUAGCGCCAUUUAUGUUGAGGCGAACCAAACCCGAAGUGGGACUCGAUUUGCCCCCAAAGAAGGAGAUCCUAGUCUACGCGCCCUCCACGCCAUCCCAACAAAUUCUAUACGAAUGUGCCGUCAAUUUAGUCAAAAGUGCAAAAGAGCAAAAGAGCGAUAAGUUUACACUGGAGUGCAGUGUAAUUGACGGCCGAAAGCGGCGCAAAAGCACCAAAAAUAUUGAUUACAAACAGUAUUACAAGGAUUUCGAUGAGUUGUACGACGAGGAGAGCUAUACUAGUCUUAUAGCCGAUGAGAGUGUGAUAGAGUUGCCCAAAGAGCUGGUGGGCAGUCGUCAGGAC
Messenger RNA from Oppiella nova, 647 nucleotides. NCBI's taxonomy places the organism in Eukaryota, Metazoa, Arthropoda, Arachnida, Sarcoptiformes, Oppiidae. The record is from the annotation of a GenBank genome assembly.